CAUAGCUUUCUACACGAAAAGGACCCAGGCGAAGGGCCGGGAGAAGCGAAUAACGACGAAAAUUCCACAAACUCUGACAAAUUCUUUGUGACUAAAAAAUUGCCUAAAAGAUAUAAUGCGGACGCAUCCACGCAUGUCUUCCGAACCUUGACCCACUCUCUCACGGUCGUUUCCAACAUGGCGGCUGAAGGAGAGGGUUUGGGCAGGAAACCAGACUGUAUUUUCUGCAAAAUUGCCGCAAAAGAGGACGAAACUCAAUUGAUUUACGAAGAUGAGGAAAUUGCAGUGUUUCCAGAUCGUAAACCAGCUGCAAAACACCAUUAUUUAGUGGUGCCGAAGGAACAUUACGGAAAUCCAAAGUCGCUUCGUUCUGAAACUUACAAGUUGGUGGAACGUUUGUUUGAAGUUGGAAAGAAGGUUCUUCAAGAUAAUCAAGCUGAUCUCAACGACGCGUUAUGUGGCUAUCACUGGCCUCCAUUUAAUUCUAUUCAACACCUGCAUCUUCAUGUUAUUUCGCCGCGUUCGCAGAUGGGUUUUUUUGCCCGGCAAAUGCACAAGCCCAAUAGCUUUUGGUUUGUUACCCACGAAUGGCUGUUGGAACAUUUGAAAACAAAACCUUCUAAUUCUUCAUAA
Molecule: messenger RNA, 633 nt
Organism: Porites lobata
Lineage: Eukaryota; Metazoa; Cnidaria; Anthozoa; Scleractinia; Poritidae
Source: the annotation of a GenBank genome assembly